Messenger RNA from Macroventuria anomochaeta, 1804 nucleotides. Its product is annotated as MFS general substrate transporter. Gene Ontology annotation, molecular function: transmembrane transporter activity. The transcript is spliced from 4 exons. The coding region runs from base 1 to 1620 and encodes 539 amino acids. The record is from RefSeq and is a predicted model, not a curated record. Gene Ontology annotation, biological process: transmembrane transport. Gene Ontology annotation, cellular component: membrane. NCBI's taxonomy places the organism in Eukaryota, Fungi, Ascomycota, Dothideomycetes, Pleosporales, Didymellaceae.
AUGGACGACGGGUUCAAACGGCCAGACGACAUUGUCGCAAAAGAGAAGGAAGCCGAGGAUGUGGAGAAGGUUGCAGGUGCACAGGCUGGGAAGGAUGGGAUCAAUGAGGUGACGAGAGUGGAGACGAGUGCUUCAGAGCCUGGGCUGCCGUUUUCGAAGGCAGGGACUGUGGCGCUGGUGGCUACUGUUGCUGCCGCGCCGUUCUUGAGUACCAUGGCCGUCCAAGCAUCCGUCAUCAUCCUACCUACCAUCGGUGAAGCUCUCGACAUACCGACUAGCAGACAGCAAUGGGUCGUCUCAGCAUACAAUCUUACGUUCGGUUGCUUCUUGUUGCUAUGGGGCAGGCUGGCAGAUGUAUACGGACGGCGGCUCAUCUUCAUCUGGGGUUCAGUCUUCUUUACAAUUACCUCAAUCAUACCUCCCUUCAUCACGAAUGAGAUUGGCUUCGACAUUAUGCGAGGCCUCCAAGGUCUGGCCGCCGCUGCCAUGGCGCCCACCGCCUUGGGCAUCCUAGGUGUCACGUUUCCGCCGGGUCGUAUGAAGGAUAUUGCCUUUGGAUGCUUUGGAGCUGGUGCUCCGCUAGGUGGUAUCUUCGGCAACAUCUUUGGAGGUGUCGUUGCCGAGUACCUGAAUUGGAAAUGGGUAUUCUGGAUCUUUGGCAUGGUAUCCGCCAUCUCCACCAUCGCUAGCUUCUUCGUCAUCCCUCUCCCUCCUCUCCAGCCCGAGCCAGUGAUGCGCAACACCGUCGACUGGAUCGGCGGCACCCUCAUCACAGUCGGGCUCAUCAUCCUCCUCUUCGCGCUCUCCGAAGGCAACGUCGUAGGCUGGAGCACACCCUGGGUGCCUACCCUCAUCGUAGUUUCCCUCCUCAUUGUCGUCGCCUUCGGCUUCUGGCAACACUACCUGGAAACCAAGACCCAAAAACGACCACUUAUGAAGAUGUCGAUCUUCAAGAACCGCAAGUUUACAUGGGCAAACGUGCUGAUGGGCCUAUUCUUCUCGAGCUUCAACAACUACCUCAUCUUCGCGACAUACUGGUUCCAAGAUUUCCAGGGCCUAUCAGUCAUUCAGACUACGCUGCGCUUCAUCCCCAACGGCGUAACUGGCAUUAUGGUUGCUACAGUAACAGGCUUCAUCCUGUCCCAUGUCCGUGGCGAUUACAUACUCAUGUUCAGCACCUUCGCGGUCAGCAUGUCGUCGCUUCUCUUCGCCAUUCCCAUCCCGGAGCAUACAACAUAUUGGGCGUACGGGUUUCCGGCGAUGGUGUUCUGCGUGUGCGGUGCGGAUACGAUUUUCCCUGUUCUCACACUUUUCGUUGCGAAGACACUGCCGCCCGAGGAUGCGAGUCUGGGCGGCGCGUUGAUCACAGCUGUCGGUCAGAUCGGGCGUGCUAUCGGUCUUGCGCUUGCUACUGCAGUUCAGACUGCGAUCAUUGCGAAAGAAAUGGGUGUCAGUGUCGACAAAGUGGGUGAGGAGGGUCAUGGGUUGAACCCUUGGGAUCCUGCGCUCAAGAUCGGAAUCAGAGGAACAGCAUGGUUCAACUUUGGGAUAAGCAUCAUCUCGCUUGUGAUUGUGCUCGUUUUUAUAAGAGGCAUUGGUAUAGUCGGUGGGAAGAAGUAGAAAAGAUGCUGAUACAAAGAAAGAGCGAUACAAGAGAUAUAGACACUGAGGCAUUACGCAAAAGUCUCUCUGAUAUGAACAAACGGCAUCGUUACUGAUCUUGGGAAUGUAUCCCCAUAAUAUUGGUAAUCUGGCUGUGUCCAGCUUGGCCUUUUGAGCCGCAGUUCGCGCUGAGACAAUAAAG